AUGGCAGCCAAGAUUGUAGUUCUUGCCGCUCUGGUGGCUCUGGCCCACGCCUCAGUAGUACCUGUAGCGCAAGUAGACAACGAUUACACCAGCUUCGCUUACGAUGUGGCAGAUCCCUACACCGGUGACUUCAAGAGCCAAGUGGAGACCAGGUCCGGUGGUGUAGUCCAGGGACAAUACUCACUACUCGAUGCUGAUGGCACCAAACGCACUGUAGACUACAGCGCUGACGACGUCAACGGUUUCAACGCUGUUGUGCGCAAGGACCCAGCUGUCAUUACCCAGUCUGUGGCCGCUGCUCCAGUGGUUGCAUCCGCUGUUGCCGCUGCACCAGCUGUUGUCGCCCCCGCUGUUGUCGCUGCCCGGACAGUUGCCGCUCCAGUUGUUGCAUCUGCCCCAGCGGUUGUUGCAUCUGCACCAGCUGUCGUCGCAUCUGCCCCUGCUGUUGUUGCUAAAACAGUUGCCCCAGCUUACUACGCCGCUGCAGCUCCAUCUUUGGUAGCAACUAGCUCAUUCGCUCCAACAGUCUACGCCUCUGCUCCCGGAUUCGCAAACACUUACUCCUACGCCGCCUCUGCCCCCGUUGUAGCUCGUGCCUAUGCUGCCCCCGCCUUCACCAAUGCUUACACAACCCCAUACCUUGCCCGUUCUUAUGCUGCCCCAGCUGUAUACUCAGGUCAUUCAUACCUGGCUCCCCCAGCGUACGCUCGUUACGCUUCCCCAUACUACUCUACCUACUGGUAA
Leptosia nina is the source of this 744-nucleotide messenger RNA. Lineage: Eukaryota; Metazoa; Arthropoda; Insecta; Lepidoptera; Pieridae. The record is from the annotation of a GenBank genome assembly.